Messenger RNA from Clonostachys solani, 1128 nucleotides. Lineage: Eukaryota; Fungi; Ascomycota; Sordariomycetes; Hypocreales; Bionectriaceae. The record is from the annotation of a GenBank genome assembly.
AUGCCGUCCAAGAAACCCGGUCGGCAGCGCAAUCGGCAGAGGGCUUCCCAGUCUGAGCCUCAGUCAGCUGAGAAGAGUCGGGACGAUGGCUUGUUAUACAAGGGAAAGUGGUACUGCAACUGCAAACCCCGACGCCGGGAAGCGUCCCGCCGGGAGGUCAAGAAGGAGGAGAGUGCGAAUAAAGACUCGCAUCCGUGUGGGUUCUGGCUGUGGGAGAGCAAGGCCCAGGGCCGGGCCGAGACGACUUUUCAACCUGAGGAGGCAGAGCAACAGCUCUUCCUGGAGAAGCCAAAGCCGGAAACCCAGAAACAGUUGACCUCCUUUUUUCAGGUCACACCAGGCCGACGUCCGGCUGAGGACGGUGCUGGGGCCAUGGAGACGCCGUGUCCUUCAACGUCUAAACGAAAGCGAGAUGCAUUCGAGACAGACGAAGACCAGGAGUCCGCGUAUGGCAUGGACUCGGGAGAGGAUGAGGAGCUGAUCGCCUUGGUGGACGAGACUGUUUCUAGCUCAAGGAAAGGCAAGGGGAAGGAGAAAGCUGCUCGUGGUGAUCCUUACAUCACGCCAGCCACUCAACGAACCGUUGAUGUGCUGGGUGGGCUUCCAACGCCGUCUGUUACACGGACUCUUUUCCCAUCUUCAUCCAACAAGCGCCACAAGACAGUGUCAUUCGAGGAGAGCCCGGAGCUGGAGACACCGUCGACCUGCACCACGGCUACGGUCGCUGCUCCCACACCAAGCUCAACAUCACAGCCCGCAACCCCGAGAACACCUGGAUCCAGCGUACCGGACGUCUCAGAGGAGGUCAUGCCCCUCCUACAAGGGCAGAGGAUCACCCCCGAUGCCCUCAAGUCGCUCCGCGAAGUGCUGGCCAACUCGGCCCGGAAGACGAAAGGUGUCGUCGCCGGCAGAGACUUCCUGAGGAGCGAGCUGAGCAAGAGGGAGACCAAGAUCGCGACGCUGCAGGGGAGGGUCGAGGCAGUGGAGAACAAGAACAAGCUGCACAAUCGCCAGGUCACGAACAUACGAGCCGGGAUCAUGAAGCUCCACGAUGAGCUAUCCAAGAAUCAAAUCUCGAGCGUGGAGGACAUCAAGGCGAGCCUCAUGAAACUUUACGAGCGGAACUAG